This is a messenger RNA of Mucor mucedo, 1798 nucleotides long. RefSeq lists its product as uncharacterized. Bases 94 to 1770 code for a protein of 558 amino acids. The record is from RefSeq and is a predicted model, not a curated record. The transcript is spliced from 3 exons. NCBI's taxonomy places the organism in Eukaryota, Fungi, Mucoromycota, Mucoromycetes, Mucorales, Mucoraceae.
GUUGAAUUGAGCAAAAGGACACACAUCUUCAUACGUUUUAAAAAAAAUAUUUAACCAAAACCGCCAGAUUCCUUUUCUAUUUAUACAGGUAUUAUGAACCCUUAUUCAAACGGAGGAAAUCAAAACAACGCAUAUCUUCCAUAUGGUCAACAACAGCAAUACAUGACAAACCUUCCAGCAGAGAUGCAGUCUGUCGUCAAUGGUUUUCCUUCUCAAAAGAUUGACGGAAACGCCAGUAAUGCUAGCGGCAGUCCUCAGCAACAACCUGCUUCUUUCGACCCAUCCUUAAUGGCCAACUUGAUCGCAAAGAGGCAAAUGUACGGACAACCUUCGCAACCUCAACAGCAACAACAGCAACAACAACAACAACAACAACAACAAGCUUUUAGUCCCACAAACUCUUCCAUGGGUGGAUCUCCUGCUAUUUCUUCUUUACAAAGUCCAAGACAACAAAGCCCAAUGAUGAACAAUAACGUGAACUCUAUGGCACAGUUGCAACAACAAAACUAUAGAAACCCAAGCAUAAGUAAUACCAAUAUGAAUACACCCACCUUGAACAAUACUCCAAACUUAAACGUUAUGUCAAGCAUGAACAAUACUCCCAACAUGAAUAGCAAUGCUCAACAACAGCAGUGGAGUAAGCAACAACAACAAAUGGCGCAGAUGCAGCGUAUGGAUGAGCAACAACGUCAACAGUUUAUAAUGAUGCAACAGCAACAACAACAGCAGCAGCAACAACAAAUGAGAAAACAACAAUUUCAGCAAAUGCAACAGCAAAUGCAACAACAAACACCUGUUUUACCUACCACCACCAUGUCGCCAAUGUCAGAACAGCAAUCUUCACCCAUGAACAGUCUCGAUAUGAUGGCAGAACAAAAAAGAUUAUCGCCAGUCAAUAAUAUCCCCCCUAACAUUGUCACACAUACUGCAGUUGCUGGAGGUCCUGAUGCUGAUUUAAAUACAAAACGAGUAGAAGUCAUAUUAGCUUUGAAUAUAGAAUUGAUUCGAUUAUGUAUCGAAAGUCAAAAUACAGGUGUCAGCUUGGAACCUAAUUUGGGCAUCUAUCAAUCCAGGUUACAAUCCAACUUGACGUAUCUCGCUACAAUGGCAGACAUUUCAAUGGUAGAGCCAGGUAAAGAAUAUAAGGCACCAUCCCCACCUGACUUGAAGCCAUUACCAGCACCAAAAUCAGAGAUUGGAAAAAAGAUUCACGAGAUCCUCAACACAGCUCAAAAUUUAUUCCAUGAACGUAAAGAAUCGCCUGUUGGCAAUCUAAACUUACAGCAGCAAAUCAUGCGUCAACAGGCUGCUGCCAUGCGUCAACAGCAACAACAGCAGUUUUUGAAAUCCGCUAGCCCCACAUCCGUCACAACACCUGUGAGUACACCCACUACACCACGCAAUAUGAUGACAUUAGAUCCUCAAGCCAUGAUGUUGAGACAGGCACAACAGGCACAAGCACAGAACCUCAUGCAGCAGCAGCAACAACAACAACUGAGACAACAGCAGAUCAUGAUGGGAUUAAACAAUACAAAUGGUUACCCGCAGAUGGAUGCAACAUCUUCUCCCGCUGCUAAUACGAUACCACAACAGAUUAGUCCAAACGAUUUAUUAGCAGCCAAUGGUAUGAUGAACCCAUCCAGCAUGAUGAUGAAUCCAAAUAACAUUAUGAAUAAUAUGUAUAAUAACCCAAAUGAUGACCCGAAUAAUUAUAAUAAUGUUAUGAUGAUGAUGCAAAGACUUCAACAGCAACAAAACCAAAAUCAAUAAAAUAUUCCUCCAUUUUUUUUAAAUUUAA